This is a messenger RNA of Leishmania braziliensis MHOM/BR/75/M2904, 2853 nucleotides long. RefSeq lists its product as hypothetical. Lineage: Eukaryota; Euglenozoa; Kinetoplastea; Trypanosomatida; Trypanosomatidae. The record is from RefSeq and is a predicted model, not a curated record. The transcript has a single exon. The coding region runs from base 1 to 2853 and encodes 950 amino acids.
AUGUCCUCUCCAGCGCUGACGUACCCCUCGAGCGGUGAGUUCAACGUGCUCGUGCAGCGCUUCAAGUUGCUCAAUCUCGUACAGCGCGUAGCCCACCGUGACGUGGCCGAGAUGCUGGACACGGUCGGACUGGAGGGGCUUUCACGCAAAGGCACGCUGUCACGGUGGGCUUGGGGUGAACCAACGCUCGACGACGAUGACAGCACUGUGGGGAAGGUGCCUCCUCGAGGAGCCGCGCCAAGGCACCGAUUGGAGGAGAACAGACCCCGCAUCUCGCCCUCUACCCACCGCGUCUCCCUCCCCGUCAGUGGACGUCUAGUUACCCCGCCCCGUAUGCAGUUUGGGCGACCCACCUCCGGCUUCGACGCCCGCAUCGCAGCAGCGCGGUGGAGCAGCGGCAUGGAAAAGGCCAGCAGUGCAACUGACUCGCUGCGUCGUUCGCACCUGUCUACUCGGCAAAACACUGCAGGAGAAGUUGACAGUGCAGCGCCUUCGACGAUGACGCGACGCCCGUACGGUGUCCGGCGCCCACGUCGAAUUCUGCACCGCAGUUCCUCUGAACGCGAGGCGUUCUUUUCUCGGCUCGCGGAGCCACGCCAGCGACCCGGCGCGCUUGUGGAGGAGGUUUUGCUGUACGACGACGAGGCGGUGCCACUGGCGCACAGCCGCCGCGGCGAUGACGAUGCGCAGUUGUGGCGCGACACUACCGGUCAUCAUGUAUCUGAACUCGCAGAGAGGGAUGGACGAGACAGGUAUGACGCCGGUGCCUACGGAAGGCGCUGUGGUUCCACUGUCACCUCUGCUGUACUUGCAGCACCGCAACGGCGCCCGUCCCCCAGCGUGUAUGCCUUCCACCACAAAGGCUCGCGUUCCCGUUCCUACGCACCGCUACAGCCUUCCACCUCCUCUCCGCACAGGCGGGCAGCCGGCCCACGUAAUACGCGCUGUGGGGAAGAAGUCGUCGGUGAACUUCAGGGCUACCAAGCGACACAUCGCGGCCCUACUGGUCGGCUGUAUUCACAGCACGAUGUGCCAGCGGAGGACGACCCACACGACGUCUCCUUUACGGCACCGCCGUCGCGUUACCAGUUGCUUGACGCACCGUCAUCCUCGUCGGAGGAUCCAGCGCGCGUGCGGAGCUUGAGCCCGGCGCUACUCGGAAGCCAAGAUGCCGCCAACACAACGCCUCUCGGAGGCCGCCCGCACGAGAAUCAGCACCUCGCAGAUGCCUCCGUAAACAUCUCGCUCUCAACGCCCCUGAAGACGACGCCCGAUACCGACGUCGCUGCAUCGCCUAUCACCGGCGGCGACACUUCAUCUUUUGCCACAGCGGCCCCCACGGAGGGGCAGCGCCGCCGCCAAGGCAGCGGCGCUGCCGCCGGCAACCACCCUCCAGGUCUACCUGAGAUGCAACUUCCUCCCUACAGCGCUUCCAGUGACGUCUACGAAGUGGAGGACGUCUGCCAGGGGGGCGACAGCGCACGAGGGCAGAUGGUUCGAACAGGCAGUGAAUAUUUGCGUGCCAGUGGACUUAACAGUGAAACCACAUCACUCUCGCAGUUCCCCCAGUCACCACGCUUUGGCCGCGGUCUGGCACCAAAGGCAAAGCCGAAGGGUGCCGUGGAAAGUGCGAGCGUGCCGUUCGAGGCCGUGCGACAGGAGAGUUACCACCUGUCACGCUCCAGCUCUGUCGUGCACAACCCCGACAGCAACAACUGGGACGCUGGCGCACAGAACACCUACACGGCCACGUCCCCAGCGCGGCCGCGUCCCCGCUCCUCUAGCGCGCUUACUCCGCCGACUACAUCAGGCUUCAGCAGCAGCAGGGGCCUGCGGUCCCCAAAGCCAUACACUGUCACAGUAAAGACUAUGGCGGUCGACAAUGUAGGUGGUAGUACUGAGUACAGUCGGCCGAGCGACGCCUCGCCAUUGACAGCGGGCCGAGCAGCCGCAUCUCCGCUGUGGCACUCAUCACUCUAUGACGACGCUGCUGCCGUAGCCACACCGGUGGGUAGCCAGCUCAGUGCCACCGCGAAGAAAUCGUUUGUGGAGCUCUCCGCUGCCAUCGACCACAUGCUGCUCGACCAUCAGCAGUUACUGCGCCAAGUGUACAAGGAGACCCUUGCCCCGGGUCUCGGAGCGGCAGGGCAAGAAGCCGGUUCUGCAGUGGCGUCUCGGUCGUUAGUGAAGGCCAGCAGAGUUCCCGCCAGCGACGCCGCAGAUUCUCACGACUCUUCGUUGGAGGUUCACUCGAAGGGCCACGGUGUUGCAAUCGUGCAGGCAGCCCGCUACACCGGCGGCGAGGACGCCACAAUUGAAGUGGACCUCGACAGCAAUGGCAACACAAGCGAAGUGGAUGCGCUGCUGCAUCCGGCGCGUGGCGAGUUGGAAGAUGAGAUGCUUCUCUACACACAACUGCAGCACCAGCUGACCCAGCUGGACGCGGAUAUCGUCCGCCUUGGGCUGGAGAGCGCCAACGACGAGUCUGCACAGGGAGGCGACGGCGAAAGAGGUGCCGAUGCAGGCGGCGCGUCAGCCCUUCGACAGAGCUCAUUUAUGCCGCACUCUUCGUCGCUCAACAAAGCAGCGGUGGCACAGCCAACGCCUUGCCAGCGUAGCCGCGGAGGGAUGCCGGAGGCGAUCGUGCAGCGGCUCUGUGCAUACCGAAUGGACAACUUUCAGUACAUCGCCUACAACGAGCGUUUAUGGAACACCAGCUGCACCUCACAGUUUGUGUUUGCACAGCGGCUCACAGCUGCGAUAACUGAAGAGUGCUGGGACGAGGUGAUGGCGGAGGUCUGCUCUAUCAUGGACGACUACGUCGACGGUCUGGCCGACCAUGAGCUGCAGUAG